Messenger RNA from Durusdinium trenchii, 2191 nucleotides. The record is from the annotation of a GenBank genome assembly. NCBI's taxonomy places the organism in Eukaryota, Dinophyceae, Suessiales, Symbiodiniaceae.
GCUCAAGCCACACUUGUUCAGUUUUCGGAAGCAAUGGCGCUCCUUGCAGGUUUGCCAAGGGCAUCCCCCAUUCAAGUGCAGUCUGCCAGGACUGCACUAAAUGAGCUUCGAAGUUCCAAAUCCGGAGCAAAAGUGGAAGGCCUGAACACGCGAGCGGUUCGUGCCUCCAUCCCCUUGGCGGGUGCCUGGCUCUCGCUCCAGCGUGCCCGCAGCCGGUCGCGCGCCCGAUGCGCGCGCCAAGCGGAGUCUCGGAAGCCGAAGGUGGCAGUGGUUGGCGCAGGCUGGGGUGGUCUGGGAGCAGCAAAAGCUCUUUGUGAAAAUGGCUGUGACGUGACGCUCUUUGACGGGGGUCAACCUGGUGCUCCCAUGGCCACACCUUCUGGAAAGCCUUUUGAAGCCGGAACCCGGGGCUUUUGGCGAGAUUAUCCCAAUAUGAAUUCCAUCUUAGCUGAAAUCGGGCUGAAUGAAGCGGACCUUUUCACUGACUUCACCGAAUCCGCCUUCUACUCACCUGAUGGUCUUGAAGCGACUGCUCCGGUCUUUGCUGGAGCGCCAGAGCUUCCCAGCCCUUUGGGUCAAGUUUUAGCGAGCUUUAGCAGGUUCAAGCGCCUGCCUCUAAGUGAUCGACUCUCCAUCACUGGACUUUUAUUGGCCAUGAUUGACUUCACACGGGAUGAGGAGACCUUCAAGGCCUAUGAUCGAAUGACAGCACAUGAGCUCUUCAUUCGAGCGGGUCUCAGCCGUCGCCUGGUCGAGGACUUCCUCAAACCCACCUUGUUGGUGGGAUUGUUCAAGCCACCCGAGGAACUCUCAGCGGCCGUGACCAUGGAACUGCUGUACUUUUACGCUUUGGCCCACCAGACUUCCUUUGACGUGCGCUGGCUGAAGAAGGGUACCGUCAGCGAAACCCUGAUGAGUCCCGUCUUGAAUCAUUUGGUUGAAAAGUACAACUUGGAGGUCCGAGGGAACACUUUUGUGGAAGGCUUGGAUGUGAAGAAUAUGAAGGUCUCAGGCCUUCGAUAUGCGAUGAAGGGCGGUUCCAAAGGUCUUCUGGAAGAUUUGGAUGCUGUCGUCCUGGCCUUGGGCGCCGGAGGGCUCCGGGCCGUCUUGCGCGGCAGCCCGGAGCUGGCGAAGGUGUGCCCCACGUUGUCCGCCGCGGGAGCCCUGCGUGGUGUCGAUGUCAUGUCAGUGCGACUGUGGUUUGAUCAGACCAUCCCCACCGAAACUCCUGCGAACGUCUUCUCGCGCUUCCGGGGACUGCGGGGUGCCGGAGGCACAUUCUUCAUGCUGGAUCAGUUGCAGCCCGACAAGGAGGCUCUUUGGGCAGGUGAACCGCAGGGUUCAGUGGUUGCAUGUGACUUUUACAAUGCUGGUGCUCUUCUGCCACUCUCGGAUGAGGACAUCAUCCGUUUGCUCAAGGAGGAACUCCUGCCUUCAGCGGUUCCUGCUUUUGGCAAUGCUUCAGUGGUGGACAGCCACGUCAUGCGUUUUCCUGCUGCUGUGAGCUGGUUCUCGCCUGGCUCAUAUGAAUCGAGACCUACUUUGGAGACGCCUCUGCAGAAUCUGGCUUGUGCAGGUGAUUGGGUGCGUUUGGGAGAUCGCGAACAUGGAGCCAAAGGUCUGUGCCAGGAACGAGCACUGGUGACAGGGCUUGAGGCAGCAAACCUUCUCGCGCGGAACGGAGUUCUGGGAAGGACUUUCGGAGCGACCUCUUUCUUUGGAAUUGAUACGACCUGAAGAAGAGGAGUGCUUCCACUCAGAAGAAGCUCUAGCGUCAUAAGACUACGACUGCAGAUGUGUACAUGUCAAACGAUUCAACAUGCAAUCAGCAGAGGUGGAUUGUUUAAUCUUGGCAAGUGGGUCAGCCACGUCUCCGAUCAUUUGUUAUUGCGACACCUUAGGUUUGACCGCGAACACGAUGUUAUCCCAGUGAGGGACGAUGAGCUCCAAGUUCAACUCGGGCGUGCUGCCAACAAGAGUGUGGCACAAUUGUUGCGGCCCUUUGGUCUCUCGAGUCCAUGGGUGCGCUAGUCCAGUCGUGGAUGAGAAGAGGAUCAUUUUCUGCCAGGCAGUAAAGCUGUGUGAGCACACUGACGGGUCACUGACAGCCCUGAGUGGCCCAGAAACUGUCAGCUGCAGGGCUGUUUUCAGAACAGCUGAGCCCUUCAGAUUAACAAGACUUUUCCCAAGC